Molecule: messenger RNA, 4427 nt
Organism: Mauremys reevesii (Reeves's turtle)
Lineage: Eukaryota; Metazoa; Chordata; Testudines; Geoemydidae
Gene: MYOCD
Product: myocardin
Exons: 13
Coding region: 332-2812 (826 amino acids)
Biological process (GO): smooth muscle cell differentiation; cardiac muscle cell differentiation
Source: RefSeq, a predicted model, not a curated record
UGCUCCCUGCUAGACUAUGACAUCAGCCAGGACACCCAGUGAUGCUGCUGAUAGUAAACUCUGAGCAGGAGGAGGGUCCUGCUAGCUCAAAGUUAAUUAGUUCAACCCAGCACAGGGGAGAGCAGUUGGUUUCUGUGGAGAGGCAGUGCUGGAUGGGACCAAAUCUUUUCAAGUCACUUGCUGCUUUCUACAAGCCCAGCUCUGAAAGCACCCAGAGGCUCCCAGGAGGGUUGGAUGAAUCCUGGGGCCCUAGCAGUGGCCAGCUUGUCUCCUUGGAGCCAGUUCAUGCUUUAAGUGCGGGGGCUUCUGGACCUGUUCACAGAGAGUCACCAUGACACUGCUGGGUUCUGAGCAUUCUUUGCUGAUUCGGAGCAAGUUCAGAUCAGUUUUACAGUUACGGCUUCAGCAGAGAAGAACCCGUGAGCAGCUGGCAGACCAGGGCAUCAUGCCACCACUGAAAAGCCCCUCUGCAUUCCAUGAACAAAGGAAAAACCUGGAGAGAGCCAAGACUGAGGAUUACCUAAAGCACAAGAUCAGAAGCAGGCCUGAGCAAUCAGACCGGGUCAAUAUGCACAUUUUACAAGACUCAGCUGCAGAGGGGUCCAUUCAAGCUACUCAGAUGAAGCUGAAAAGAGCCCGACUUGCAGAUGAUCUCAAUGAAAAAAUUGCUCUCAGACCAGGUCCUUUGGAGCUGGUGGAGAAGAAUAUUAUUCCUGUUGACUCAGCUGUGAAAGAGGCAAUAAAAGGUGCCCAGGGGAGCUUCUCUAAAUCAGCUGAUGCUUUUGCCUUUGAAGAAGACAGUAGCAAUGAUGGCCUGUCCCCAGAGCAGGCCAGGAGGGAGGAUUCGCAGGGCUCGACAGAAUCACCAGCAGCCACCAAAAACUCAGAGGCAAUUUCCUCUGCCACAUCAGGGACAACUCAGGAUCAUUCCCGCACCUCUGAAAACAACGUGACUGACCUGGCAUCCGUGCAAAACAGCCAAUGUGAAAGCCCAAAGCAGGUGAACGGCCAGCAGAGCCCACCCCUCCCAGUGCCUGCGGUGGUGAAGUCAAAAUCAUCCAGCGAUAGCAAGAACCGCCACAAAAAGCCCAAGGACACCAAGCCAAAGGUGAAGAAGCUGAAGUAUCACCAGUACAUUCCGCCUGACCAGAAAGCAGAGAAGUCUCCUCCGCCCAUGGACUCAGCCUAUGCUAGACUCCUCCAACAGCAGCAGCUCUUCCUGCAGCUACAAAUCCUCAGCCAGCAGCAGCAGCAGCAGCACUUCAGCUACCCUGGAAUCCACCAAGCACAGCAGAAGCAACCAAGUGAGCAAAUGGUCAAAAGUUCAAACUCUUCGUCAACUCCAGUCACCAACAUACCCCUUUCUCCUGUGAAAACCACUUUUUCCGGACAGACCUGUGUUUCUUCUAUCAAACCAGGCCCUCUCCCUUCCAACCUGGAUGAUCUGAAAGUGUCAGAACUGAGGCAGCAGCUCCGAAUAAGAGGCCUCCCUGUAUCCGGUACGAAAACGGCACUGAUGGAGCGUCUGCGGCCCUACCAGGAUUGCAGUGGCAGUGUGGUGCCAAACUUCAAUGAAAUAACAACGGUCACCUUUCCAGUCACCCCAACAAACACGCUCUCAAGCUACCAGUCACAGCCCUCGGCCAGCAUGCUAUCUAGCAGCUUCUAUCAGUUUGGCAGCACCAGCUCCUCCCCACCCAUCUCCCCAGCAUCCUCUGACCUUUCCGUCAGUGGCUCUUUACCAGACACAUUCAAUGAUGGACCAAUGACUUCUCCACAGUUUGGUCUCCAACCAUCCCCUGUGCAUGGCAGUGCUGAAGAAAGCCUAAUGGGCAGCAUGAAUGGAGGGAGCAUCCAGUUGGAACUGGAAGGGAUUGACACAGAGAAAGACAAGAUGCUGGUGGAAAAGCAGAAGGUUAUCAAUGAACUGACGUGGAAGCUGCAACAAGAGCAGAGACAGGUGGAAGAGCUGCGGAUGCAACUCCAGAAGCGAAAAAGGAACAAUGGCUUGGAGGAGAAGCAGCCACCCACCCAGCAUUUCUUCGGUAUUCCCAUCAAGCAAGAAAACACAGUAUCCAGCUGUCCAUUCUCAUCAAAACAAACUGCCUUGAAAGCCCAAGCCAACAGCUUGGAUAAACUAAGUAACUGUGGGACGCCACAGCUGCCUCACAUUGUAAACAGCCUUUGCAUGGAGUCAGCGGGCCAGAGCACCAUCACCUCCUCCACGUUUCUAAGCCCACAGUGCUCUCCACAGCAUUCUCCACUUGGGACUUCAAAGAGCCCACAGCAUAUUAGUCUGCCACCAUCCCCUAACAGCCAUUACCUUCUCUCUGUGUCCCCUGGCUCUCAGGGAGAAGGGCGCAGUGUUUCCCCACAGGCCAGCAAUCGACUUCGCCCAGCACCGAUGGCUACGCAGGCAGGUCAAAAGUUUUCUAUUCCAUCCCCAAGUUUUUGUAAGUCAAGCCCAGCCCUCUCGGAGGUAAAGCAGCCUCCAUCCUAUGCGGAUGCAGUGAAGCAGCAGAUGACUCGAAGUCAGCAAAUGGACGAGCUCCUGGAUGUGCUGAUUGAGAGUGGAGUGUUAGCAGCCGUUCACAUGAGAACUGGAGUAGCUCGUGACAUACUGUGUGGAAAAGAGACCUCACCUGGGAGGAAGCAUGAAAGCAUCCAGAACAGGGUCCAAGGCAUUGCUACCGAAAGCCGCCUCAUCUCCUUCAAGAAAUACUGCACGGCACGUCUUAGCCAUGGAGAAAGGCCCAGUUUGGUCAGAAGUCUUGUGGGCAGCCAGUGCCAUGUUCUCUGCCCACCACAGUGACAAAACACACUGCACUGUACAGCCUGGUCCACCUCGCUCUGCUUCCUGUCUCCAUUCCAAUUAGUCAGUGAUCGAAAAUGGUUCUGAAGCCAAGUCCCCAUAGCACAGACAGCUGCUGUCCAGUCAAGGGCGGUGACUUGUGCCAUGUCAGAGAUGUGCCAGAACUCAUGUGAGCACAUCUCAUAUGGUCACUUUUAGUGAGUGAAAGCCAAGGCGUGUUCCAUGCUGCACAGUUACAUUUUAUAAUUUAACCUCAAAGAAGCCCAAACCACAGAUGUCCUGAUACCUGACUCCAGCUGCUCAGGUUACUCAUAGAGCUACUGAAAUAACCUGAUGCACUGACAGAGCUGUCGAUUUCCUACUGGUGUGGUAUAAAUAUGUCUCCAGCGGGGGACAAGGAGGAUGUUGAAUCGGGACGUAAACAAACCGAAGCUCUGGAGGGGAUCCCUUGGGCUUUUCUCUGCAGUAUGAGAAACCUGAGGAUGAACCUCUCCUGGACUUGCAGGGAACCCUGAGGGUGGGGGAGAGCCACAGAAAUUCAAUUGCAAUAAAUAGCCCCUCCUGUGUGUUCCCCAAGAAAUGGAAUGGGUCAAAACAGGUCCUUAACUAUGGCUGGAGUUUGUGUGACCAUCUGUUUGUGCAGUCUAUGCUCCCUAUGCCAGCCCUCCUCCCUGCCGUCCCUCUCCCCUUCGCUCCUCUCUCCUUCCUUUUGCUGAGGUUACUGCUGCCCCACCAGUUGCUCGGCUCAGAGCAAGGUCAUCCGGAGAAGAGCUGUGAAUCCACAAGGCUAGAGGAGCUCGUUCUUCCCAGUUCAUCAGAGAUGGAUGCUUUGCUGCAGCUCUGGCUGCAGUAGGAAGCCACCUGCCUUUCUCCUCUGAAUCACGGUGCAAUAUUGUUCACCGGGCUGUCCGGUGAGAAAGGGCCAUCUCGUCACCAUUUGGCUGCCACCAGAGAAUCUGAUAGCGAUUGUUUUAGAGCUACAUCUACUUUUAUAAGAAUUACCUGUCAGCUGGUUUGCAAAAGUAAAUAUUGUUGCUGACAAAGAUUGUUCAAAUAUUUCCAGCCUGCGUGUAUUUAAUGUUUGUGUUACUGGAAGGGCAGCACACUGGCCGUGCAGUCAUUUGGGGAAGAGCCCAGUGCAAAGGGACUGUGGGGCAGGGGCACUCCCAUGUGGGUGACUUGCUGAAGGUUUGUUGGAGCCUGAGGAGGAGCCUCUGCAGCCCUCUCUGGCCCCAGUUGAUGAGGUUAUGAUGUUGUUGCAUGUUGUAUAAAGAACAUGUUAGUAGCUUUUUUAAGUCACUAUUUAAGGCACCACUUUUCUAUUGUACAAAUGUUCACCAGACACUGGUAGCUAGAACAAUCACAAGUUGCAAUUUGUUAAAAGAAUUUCUUUUUUUUAUAAGUGAGAGACUUUAGAAACCAUUCCAUGGUGAAUUUUAAUAGCACUUGAAUCCAGAGUAGUUUAGCUGCUGCACUGCCUAAAUGUACAGGGCUUUCCAGAUACUUUUCUCCUCUCGACAAAUGUAUUUCCUUAUUUAAAGUGAUGCUGUCAACUUAAAACUUGUAAACAGACACGUUUCCUCAGCUAUGUUACCAACAACACCUUCAUUAUUAA